Molecule: messenger RNA, 432 nt
Organism: Athene cunicularia (burrowing owl)
Lineage: Eukaryota; Metazoa; Chordata; Aves; Strigiformes; Strigidae
Product: neurophysin 1-like
Exons: 3
Coding region: 1-432 (143 amino acids)
Cellular component (GO): extracellular region; secretory granule
Molecular function (GO): neurohypophyseal hormone activity
Source: RefSeq, a predicted model, not a curated record
AUGCCCUGCAAGGCGCUCGCCCUCUGCCUCCUGGGGCUCCUGGCUCUCUCCUCCGCUUGCUACAUCCAGAACUGCCCCAUCGGGGGCAAACGCGCCGUCCUGGACAUGGACAUCAGGAAGUGCAUGCCCUGCGGCCCCAGGAACAAGGGUCGUUGCUUUGGUCCCAACAUCUGCUGCGGGGAAGAGCUGGGUUGUUACAUCGGCACCUCCGAAACGCUGCGGUGCCAGGAAGAAAAUUUCUUGCCAACCCCCUGCGAGUCGGGGCACAAAGCCUGUGGCGGGAGCGGAGGGAGCUGCGCAGCCCCCGGCCUCUGCUGCAGCAGCGGAGAGAAGAACCUCCAGGAUCCCAUCUCUACCGAGCUGUACCAGGCUGAGAACAGACGAGCCAAGGUCUGCAACUCGGAUUUAAGAGAUGACCUUAAUGAGAAAUAA